AUGCCCAAAUCAAACGGCUGCCGCACCCUCCUCCUCCUCACACCGCCGGUCCUCCUCCUCUUCCCCACCGCAGCCCUAAUCUCCAUCCUUGAGCGCAUCUCCAAAAACACCUUGUACUCGAACCUGCAGCGCAGCUUUCGGACGGGGGCCUUCCAACUGGUGCUGGCACGGCCAGGCGGGGGCCCAGACAUCGGGCUGACGCUCGACUUCAACCACGCACCCAUGCUCGUCAUCCUCGGCAUCUGCGUGAUGGCGUACGCGGUGACUGUGCUGAGCGCGGCGGGGAUAUGGCAGUUGAAGAAGGUCGAGGGCACGGCGCGACAUGAGCGGGUGUGGGUAUGGGUUGUGCUGGUUGCGAAUGUGGUCAUGAUAGCUGUGAGCUUGGGAGGCUUUGGGUACGCAACCAGCGUGCAGGCGCGCGAUGGGACGUGGAAGAAUUACGAGGAUGCCGGUCGGCCUGAUCAGGAACUUACGCGGGAGACGUGGGCGUGUCAGAUUCACAGUUUGUUUCCUGGCGAGGGGUGGGCAGCGACGGCGUGUGGGACGAGUCGGGCUAUGCGGUAUUUGCUGUUGCCCAUGGCGGUGGCGGCCAUGGCGGUGCUGGCCAGUCUGUGGGUGCUGGUUAGGACGAGGGGAGGGCUCAAGUGGGCGUUUGGCGGCCAGGGAAGGUAUGCUGGGUUUCGCGGGGUGUAUGAGUUGCAGCCGCAGGAACAGAAUAUGGGGUACUCGGGGCCGCCGCUGCCGGUGCAGCAGUGGUCGCGACAGCCAGGCCAGCAAUGGGCGCCGCAGAUGUACCAGCCGUAUGGCCAACAGCCUGGUCAGCAGUGGGCACCGCAGCCGCAGCCCGUGGCUCAGGUGCCAAAGUCGCAUGCUAAUGUUGACCAGCGCCCCGUCUACCAGUGAUGUGUAUCUUGUUCCAUGUUUCAAGGCAUAUAUAUCCCACCUUUGCAUAUACUUUUACCUGUGUUGACCGCUUUCGCGGCAUUAGUUAUACUUAUCUCUUGUAAUGAUUCACGCGCCUUUGUUUCUCAUACA
This is a messenger RNA of Bipolaris maydis ATCC 48331, 1035 nucleotides long. RefSeq lists its product as uncharacterized. The record is from RefSeq and is a predicted model, not a curated record. Lineage: Eukaryota; Fungi; Ascomycota; Dothideomycetes; Pleosporales; Pleosporaceae.